Fonticula alba is the source of this 1683-nucleotide messenger RNA. RefSeq lists its product as hypothetical. NCBI's taxonomy places the organism in Eukaryota, Rotosphaerida, Fonticulaceae. The coding region runs from base 98 to 1399 and encodes 433 amino acids. The record is from RefSeq and is a predicted model, not a curated record. The transcript has 3 exons.
UUGGCCUCCUGCCAUUGCCCCUCCAGAUAGCUCUCCAUCAAGCGCCCACCCCCUCGCCCACGCCUUCCCUCCCCUCGCCCGCCCUCCUCCCUCCUAUAUGCUCCAUCCCUUGCGCCUUUUCCGCGCCUCCCCCCAUCUUCGCCACUUCUCGACCAUGGCCGCCCCUGCCCGCACCUUUGACGCCCUUGUGGUGGGCGCCGGCCCUGCCGGUGCUGCUGCCGUUGGCAACCUUCUCGAGUCCGGCGCCACCCAGGUUGCCUGGGUGGACCCGCUCUUCACCGGCGGCCGCAUCCCCCUGGAGUACAAUGAGGUUCCCAGCAACACCAAGGUCACCUUCUUUGUGCAGUACGCCACCGGAGUGCAGCCCUUCCGCGAUGUGAUCGCUCAAGCGGCCAGCAAGGGCGAGAACGCCUUCUCCAAGCUCGAGGCCAUGGAUCAGAACACCGGGUGCGAGCUGUCGCAUGCCGGCGAGCUGGUCCGCUUCCUGACCGACGGCCUGCGCGAGCGCGACGAUGUCAGCCCGAUCUUUGGCUCGGUCGAGAAGCUGGCCUUCGACGCCGAGACCAACACCUGGUCUGCCUCCGUGACGGGGAAGAAUGGCCCGGCCUCCAUCGCGGCCGAGCGUGUGGUCCUGGCGUCGGGAUCGCAUCCGCUGUCGCUGCCGGCCUUCAGCGCGGCGCACCCCGAGCUGCGGGAGAUUCCCCUGGACAUCUCCCUGUCUCCCUCCAAGCUGACCUCCUUCGUCGGGCCGGAGGACGUGGUGGCCGUCAUUGGGUCCUCGCACUCGGCCGUGCUGGCCGUGCGCAACCUCAUGCACGCCAACGUCAAGGAGGUCCGGAACUAUUUCCGGUCGCCGCUGCGCUACGCCCAGUUCAUGGACGGGUGGAUUCGCCGUGACAACACCGGUCUCAAGGGCGAGGCCGCCAUCUGGGCCCAGCAGAACCUGGAUGCCGCCAACUGGCGCAAGCAUGCCAACCUGUCCCGUGUGUGCCUCACCCCUGGGGCCGAUGUCGAUGAGGACGGCAUGAUCCACAACAAUGUGGUGGAGGACCGCUCGGCCACCACCCCGGACCUGGCCCACGAGCAGGCCAUCUACGCGGAGACCCUGCGCGAUGUGACCAAGAUCGUCUUCGCGGUGGGCUUCGCUCGGAACUCCCUGCCGGAGCUGGUGGACGCCGCCUCCGGCCAGGCAUUCACCGACCUGGACUUCGACCACAAGACCGGCACCUUCCGCGCCGUGCCGCGCCUCUAUGGCUGUGGCAUUGCCUUCCCCCAGGAGGUCACCGAUCCGGAUGGCCGGACCGAGCACGCCGUGGGCUUCUUCAAGUUCAUGCGCUUCCUGCGCGCCGUCACCCCGACCUGGGUGAACGACAAGCCGGUGGCCGAGGAGAAGAAGUAAGCGCCUGCAUGUGUCACGCGCGCACACGCGUCGCGCGUUGCUGCAUGUGUGUACGCUCGCGCGCGUGUGUGUGUGUGUGCACAUUUGCCGCUCGAUGGCGCCGGCCCCUGUCCUUCUGUUGCCACUUUUCUCUGUCCUUCUCUCUUUCUCGCGCGCGCGCGCACCCUCCAGCAUCCUAUCUCCUUUUCAUGUGCCCUCUGUGUCUGCUGCUCCCAUUGCGAUAUGCAUGUGCUCGCACACACGCACACACCACAUAUACACAGAUACCCAUCCAUCCAUCGAUA